AUGAACGACAAUUUUGGCAACUUAAAGAUAAAUGUGUCCCUGGACAUAAGGGAGAUUAUUGAAUUAGAUAUUUCAAAAGGUGUACUAACAAGUAAUCUUGUUUUUGGAGCAAAAUGGUACGAUAUUAAUCUUGCGUGGAAUAAAACAUUAAAGGGUAAUAUAAGCAGGGUAACUAUCAAAGCAAGCGCAAUUUGGCAUCCAAUCAUUCAGAUAUGUAACAGUGUAACAGGAAAAUCAAAAUUUGAUGAGGAUAAAAAAGUUACUGUACGACAUGAUGGAAUCGUGUUUUUAUACACAGAGAAAAUUUUCCAUACAUACUGCAAGAUCAAUAUGGAGAAAUAUCCUUUUGAUGCGCACAUGUGUCAUUUAGAAAUUUGCAUGGAAGAGAAGACAAGAUCAGAAGCCGUGAUUAGUAGCUGUACAUACGACUUAGGGCCUCAAAAUGAAUUCCAUGAAUGGGAGUUUCUUUUCUCAAAUUCUACAGAAAGUAAAUUCACAGCUACCGCAGUAAUUCGAGCGAAAAGAAAAAUCACAUUAGUAACAGUAACAAAAGUUAUACCCGUAAUAAUGUUGACAAUACUGAUAUUAGCUGUCUAUUUAUUGCCUGCUGAAUCCGGAGAGAAAGUUUCAUAUGCAGUUACACUAUUUCUCUCAAAUAUUGUUCUUCUUUCUGAAGCGUCUCAACUAAUGUCUAAUAAUUCUCGAACUUUCUCUAUAUAUCUAGUGUAUCUCUUAUUUCUGACAACCAUCAGUGGGUUUUCAUGUUUUGCCUCGAUAAUUUCUACCAAUAAAGUCAAAAUAACAAAAAUCAGUCCUGAACCAAGCACUUCACAACGUAAAACAUGUAUCCGAGAAAGCCCAGAUGAAGAAAAUACACAAGGAAAAUUUGCUGAUGUUUUUAAACGUAUGAUUCGUGGUGGAAAAAAAUACAUAUUUUUCUCAGUAACUAUUAUGUCUCUGCUACUCAUAAUAAUUUUUGGCUUACUGAUGUAA
Octopus sinensis (East Asian common octopus) is the source of this 993-nucleotide messenger RNA. Its product is annotated as acetylcholine receptor subunit beta-type unc-29-like. The coding region runs from base 1 to 993 and encodes 330 amino acids. The record is from RefSeq and is a predicted model, not a curated record. Gene Ontology annotation, biological process: monoatomic ion transmembrane transport. Gene Ontology annotation, cellular component: membrane. Lineage: Eukaryota; Metazoa; Mollusca; Cephalopoda; Octopoda; Octopodidae. The transcript has a single exon. Gene Ontology annotation, molecular function: extracellular ligand-gated monoatomic ion channel activity; transmembrane signaling receptor activity.